Musca domestica (house fly) is the source of this 1738-nucleotide messenger RNA. It is a transcript of the gene sau, whose product is annotated as Golgi phosphoprotein 3 homolog sauron. Lineage: Eukaryota; Metazoa; Arthropoda; Insecta; Diptera; Muscidae. Gene Ontology annotation, molecular function: phosphatidylinositol-4-phosphate binding. The transcript has 5 exons. Gene Ontology annotation, biological process: Golgi organization; Golgi to plasma membrane protein transport; Golgi vesicle budding. The record is from RefSeq and is a predicted model, not a curated record. Gene Ontology annotation, cellular component: trans-Golgi network; cytosol; Golgi cisterna. Bases 400 to 1287 code for a protein of 295 amino acids.
GAACUGAAAUUGUCAUCACAAACUUGUCGUGGAAUGUGUCAAUUGGGGAAAAAGUAAUAAAAAAAGAAAUUAUUAACAAUAAAAUUAAAAUAUAUAUAUUUGGGAAAAAGACAACAAAAUUCCAAUCAAAAAAAGUUGCAAUAUAUUUCAUUGUCAAAUGUUUGUGUGUUAAAUUUGUCAACGUGUUUGUUGUUCAUGAAAACUGUGUGUUUUAACGAAAGUAGGUGGAAAACAAAAAAAGAAAAGAAAAUUGCAACACCAUCAGUCGUUGAGAGGAAAAAAAAAAUAACCAACCAACUAAAUUCCCCAAUACACAAAACGAAAAAGACGACAUAUUUUUAACCUGUUAUAAGUAAUUCAAGCAAUAUUGAAUAAAAGUAAAGAAAGAAAAACAAAAACAUGAAUCGUUCCGAUGGUUUAGUGAGACGUACUGUUCGCUCGAGAGAAAAUGGUGCUGAUUCAGGCAGUGCCUCCGGAAACGCGAAUACCCCCGACGAUAAUCAAGACUUGCAAGAAAACAAAGAUCACGAGGAUAACAUCGAUGAUGGUGACUCCAAAGAGACACGUUUAACGUUAAUGGAGGAGGUGCUAUUGCUGGGUUUGAAAGAUAAAGAGGGUUACACAUCGUUUUGGAAUGAUUGCAUAUCGAGCGGCCUACGCGGCUGCAUUCUUAUCGAGCUGGGACUACGAGGUCGCAUUAUGAUGGAAAAAUCUGGUAUGCGCAGACGUGGACUAUGUUCAAGAAAAGUCAUAUUGAAAUCGGAUCAGCCAACCGGUGAUGUUCUAUUAGAUGAAGCCUUAAAGCACAUAAAAGAAACAAAUCCACCCGAAACGGUACAAAGUUGGAUUGAAUAUCUAAGUGGUGAAACUUGGAAUCCAUUAAAAUUACGCUAUCAACUGAAAAAUGUACGAGAACGUUUGGCUAAAAAUCUGGUCGAAAAGGGAGUAUUAACAACAGAGAAACAAAAUUUCCUAUUAUUCGAUAUGACAACACAUCCACUCAGUGAUAAUGUGGUCAAAUGUCGCUUGGUGAGAAAGAUUCAAGAUUCUGUUUUAUCAAAAUGGGUCAACGAUGCGCAACGCAUGGACAAACGGAUGUUGGCUUUAAUAUUCCUGGCCCAUGCCAGUGAUGUCAUUGAAAAUGCCUUUGCCCCACUUAACGAUGACGACUACGAAGUGGCCAUGAAACGUGUCAGAGAGUUGUUGGAUCUGGAUUUCGAAGCGGAGGCAGCAAAACCGAAUGCCAAUGAAAUUCUUUGGGCAGUUUUUAUGGCUUUUACGAAAUAAAAUCAAAUUCUUCUUUUUUAAUCAAAUUAAUAUUAUUUUCUUUCCAUUUUUUUGUUUAACAUAUUUCUCUAUAUAUACAUAUAUUAUAAUUUACGUUUUUAAUUAGUAAAUUAAAAUAAAAAAGAAAUUAUAUAUACACAACAACAUAUACAUACAAAAAAAAAAAAAAUAAAGAAAAAAAAACAAACAAACAAACAAAACAUAUACACUUAUAUAAAAUAUAUUUUUUCCAAACAAAAAAAAAAAACGACAAUGCCACUUAUGUAAAAGAAGCUCUAAAACUCCUGUUUUUUUCUGUGACAUAUAUUUUUCUUUUCUAAAUUUAAGAGAAAUUCACACACGACACAUACUCCCACUCACACACACACAUACUUCUUUAAUGUUACAAAAAAGAAUGAUAAUGCAUAUUAAGUAGAGUGCAGUGAAAUAAUAAAUUAAUAAAAACAAGAAA